AGAAGCAUUUUGGCUUAAGCUCCUUGCCUUUUCUGUUGCCUUUCACCAGUCCGUCACCAUGGUGUUUGCCCAGCUCGCUGAUGCCUUCUCCUUCUGCACCAGCCCGGACGUGCGGCACGUGCGCACCACAGCCGACCCCCCGAUGGCGCCAGAGGAGUCGCUGAAGAUGCUGAAGGAGGGCAACCGCCGCUUCGUGGACGGCCGUCCGCUGGGUGCGCGCACCAAGGACGCGGCAAGGCGGCAGCUGGUGGAUCAGGGUCAGGCGCCGCACACGGCCAUCAUCGGCUGUGCCGACUCCCGUGCUCCAUUGGAGACGAUCUUCGACGCCAUGCCAGGGGACCUCUUCGUGCUGCGCAACGCCGGGAACACCUGCACGCAUGCCGAGGGCAGCAUGGUGGGCAGCUUGGAGUUUGCUACGGGCAAGCUGGGCAGCCGCCUGAUCCUGGUUCUUGGACACACCAACUGCGGCGCCAUCGCCGGUGCGACCAAAACGUAUUUGGAGGCCAAGGUGCCUCAGAAGGCCGGCUCCGCGCUGCAAGGCCUGCUGCAGGACCUCGGCGCCGUGGCCGAGCAGGCGGUGCAGGAGGCCGGCCCCGGUGCCAGCGCCGACGAGGUGACCGCCCGCGCCGUCAAGGUGAACGUCUACCACACCAUGAGCUUCCUGCUGCGCUUCAGCGAGUCCAUCCGCUCGGCGGUGCGCGAGGGCACUGUGCAGAUCCAGGGGGGCAUCUACAACCUGGAGACGGGUUCCGUGGACUUCCUUGGCGCCUUGCCCACGCAAACGGAGCUGCUUGACUCCACGAUGGCCAUCCCCCCGUCCAUGGUGGAGGCUGGGGAGGCCCGCGGAAAGCAUGGCGUGCGCACGGGCGCCGACAGCGCGGUGCCCAAAGACGUGGCGCUGAAGAUGCUGAAGGCAGGCAACGAGCGCUUUGCCGCUGGUGCUCCCACGGCGACGCAGACCUCAGGCCCUAUGAGGAAGGCUUUGGUGCAGUGUGGCCAGGCGCCCCAUAGCGCCAUCCUGGGCUGCGCAGACUCCCGGGUGCCUGUGGACACCGUGUUCGAUGCUAUGCCAGGCGAACUUUUCGUGCUGCGCAACGCCGGGAACACCUGCACGCAUGCCGAGGGCAGCAUGGUGGGCAGCUUGGAAUUUUGCACCGGCAAGCUGGGCAACCGCCUGAUCCUUGUGCUUGGACACACAAAGUGCGGCGCCAUCGCCGGUGCCACGCAGACCUUCCAGGCCGGCGGUGAGAACGCCCCCGGCUCUGCGCUGGAAGGCCUGCUGCAGGGCUUGUCCAGUGUGGCCAAGGACGCCAGCGAGGAGCUUGGCCCUGGUGCGUUGCAGGAGGAACUGGCCGCACAUACCACCAAGGUCAACGUCUUUUCGUCCAUGAACUUUUUGCUGAAGUAUUCGGAGCCCAUCAGGGAGCUGGUGCGCAAGGGCGACUUGGACAUCCAAGGCGGCAUCUACCACCUGGAGACGGGCCGCGUGGAGUUCUUGGGCCGCUCACCCCAGCAGGCAGAGCUGCUCGCCGCUGAGGGCACGCUGCCGCCGUCCAUGGCUUUGGGCACAGUGCGGACCACCUCCGACGGGCCCAUGGCGCCCCAGGCCGCGCUGAAGCUGUUGAAGGUGGGCAACGAGCGCUUCGUGGUGGGUGCGCCGAAGGCUGGCAAGGUGCACAGCAGCAUGCGCGAGACCCUGGCCACGGGGCAAGCGCCCCACACAGCGCUGGUGGGCUGUGCGGAUUCUCGUGUCCCCUUGGAGACCGUCUUCGACGCAUUGCCCGGGGACCUCUUUGUUCUUCGCAAUGCCGGCAACACCUGCACACAUGCGGAGGGCAGUGUCUUGGGCAGCUUGGAGUUCUGCACCGGCCCGCUGAAGACUCGGCUCAUCUUCGUGUUGGGCCACACCAGCUGUGGUGCUAUCAAGGGCGCCACCUCCACUUUCCUGUCCGGGCAGAAGACGAAGGCGCCUCAGGCGCUGGAUGCCUUGUUGCAAGGCCUGGGCUCCGUGGUCUCCGACGCUCAAAAGGAGUUGGGCAAGAAGGCGACCGAGGAGCAGGUUGCCGCCCACGCAGUGAAGCUCAACGUCUUCCACACCAUGAACUUCAUGUUGAAGUACAGCGAGCCGAUCCGCCAGAAGGUCCGCAGCGGUGAGCUGGAGAUCCAGGGCGGCGUGUACGACCUGCAGACCGGCCGUGUGGAGUUCCUGGGAGCCAGCCCUUCCCAGGCCAAGCUGGUGGCGGCGGAGGGUGCCGUGGCUCCUUCCCUCAAGAGCAAGAUGCAAGGAGCGUAGAGAGGUCCGCGCAAUGGCGCGGCCGACGGGCCGAAGGGCCCCGAAACGCGGCAGACAAAAUGCUGCAGGCGGUCGCCGGGACUGGCAGGGUCCAGCUCGGCCCGCUCCUUUUAAGGAGCCUCCGAUAAAUGCCUCUUGUAUAGUGCAUAGAAUUACUGCGCACAAGUCUGCAGUGACUGGAGGUUUGUUGCCCCUAUUUUGAUCCUUUCAGGCUGCACGGCAGCCAGAUCCAGCGGGUUGGCCAGGAUUUUUCCUCUUCCGGAGCCGUCUGCAGGAUUGCUUAGGUCUAGCCCGGGGCGCUGAAACGCCGCUCCUGUGGCCCGGCACCUUACACGAGGUCGCCUAUACCUUACAGCCUUACAUGAGCCUUG
Messenger RNA from Effrenium voratum, 2664 nucleotides. NCBI's taxonomy places the organism in Eukaryota, Dinophyceae, Suessiales, Symbiodiniaceae. The record is from the annotation of a GenBank genome assembly.